This is a messenger RNA of Paramecium pentaurelia, 1468 nucleotides long. Lineage: Eukaryota; Ciliophora; Oligohymenophorea; Peniculida; Parameciidae. The record is from the annotation of a GenBank genome assembly.
AUGAAUUAAAGGAUUUUUGAUAAUAUUAAAUCAACAUCAAAGCGAUUAAAAAGCCCUAAAAUUUUCAAAACAGAAGGCAAUUAUUAGUAAUAAAAUAGGGAUAACAAAAGUAUUGAAUAAUUAUAUUAAUAGUUGAUAAGUAAAAUAAAGCAAAAUCAUUUAUAAACAAUAGAACUGGAUUAGGAUAGAGAGAUUAUAGUGAGAAACUAUCAUAAAAUACAAAAAAUAGUAAAUAUUAUACAUAUAUAAAGGAUUAAUUGUUAAUAAUUAUUCAUAAUAAAAUAGAUAAUAAUUAAACCAUACAAAUAAUAAAUACAACUCUUUUUUAGACUCAAUAUUUAAACUAAACAAAUCCAAAGAACUGAAUAGAGUACCUAUUAGAAAUAGAAAAUAAAUGUGGCAUAACUAUGUAAGUAAAUAUCUCACUUAAACACAAAAGGUUAAUCCAGAUUCUUCAGUUCCUGAGAGAAGAGUUCAAAGUCAGAAUAAUAUCUUAAAAAUUGAAGAAACCUAUAAUAAAAAUAGAUCAACAGCUUCAUUAUAUAGUCUUGAAUUUCAAGAAACUUUUUAGUUUAAUCUAAAAUAUACUCAUAAAACUAGAUAAGGUUAAAUAGCUAAUAAUCCAACCAAAGUAAAUUAAGACAUUUUUUAUUGUUAAACAAAUUUCUUUGAAAAUUUCCAUUUAUUUUUUGUUUGUGAUGGACAUGGACAAAAUGGACAGUUCGUUUCCAAUUUCAUUUAAACUAAUUUACCAAAUACAAUUCGAAGAGAUAAAGUUUAAAUAUAAUCUCAUUAAAUUAAAUAAAUACUUCAAAAAUCUAUUUAAAAUACUUCUAUUAAUGUAAACUAAUAAUCAUUUGAUACUAACUUUAGUGGUUCUACAUUAAAUGGAAUACUUUUGUAAGAAAAUGGUAAAAUAUAUUCAUUUAAUGUUGGCGAUAGUAGAACAGUCAUUGGUAAAUUAAAUGGAUAUGGUUAAAAAUUUAAACCUUAUUAAUUAUCAAUUGAUCAUAAAUUAACUAUUAAAAAAGAGUAAUAUCGAGUAAUCUAAUCAGGAGGUAAGGUAGAUACAUUCUAUGAUUAAAAUGGUAUAGUAUUUAUAUAUAUUCCAGGGAAUCCCAUAGGACCUAUGAGAGUUUGGGUAAAUGGAACAUAAUAUCCAGGUUUAGCUAUGAGUAGAAGUUUAGGAGAUUAAGUAGCCUAAUCUAUUGGUGUUAGCAGUGUUCCAGAUAUUAUUGAAUAUUAAUUAGGAUUGAAUGAUAAAUUUAUUAUUAUUGCCUCAGAUGGGAUAUGGGAAUUCUUAGAUAAUUAAAUUGUUGUUGAUAUUAUUGGAAAAUAUUACUAAUAAAAUAAUAUUGAAGGGGCUAGUGAAGAAUUAAUGAGAGUUGCAUAUAGAAUGUGGACAAUAGAUGAUGAUUCAGUUGUUGAUGAUAUCACUUUUAUAAUUAUAUUUAUUUAGAAUUAAUGA